This is a messenger RNA of Thamnophis sirtalis, 2005 nucleotides long. The record is from RefSeq and is a predicted model, not a curated record. NCBI's taxonomy places the organism in Eukaryota, Metazoa, Chordata, Lepidosauria, Squamata, Natricidae.
GUGUUUCUCGGAAAAUGAGGGCUCCAAAAAUAACCCCCCAAAAAACAUAUAAGUCAGGUCUUAUUUUCAGGGGACCAUGAUAGAUAUAGAUGUCUUAUAGUAGAAACUGAAUAGUAAGACAGUGUAUAAGAAUCUGUAAUGUUUUGGGUUUACAAGAAUGAGGUGUGUGCUUAUUCUUGGUAGUCAGUGAAUAUGCAGGGUAACAAUGCUAAAUGGGGAUUAUGGGGGUUGUAAUUGACAACAUCAGGAAGGCUUUCUCAGACGCUUCCUGGUGUUUUAAACUUCACUCAUACAACAAUGAAAUAAAAUGUCCACCAGUUCCUGUGUAUUAUUUUCUUACCAGUAUUUAUUUCUUUGAGGAGAUCUUUCCAAUGAAAUAAUAAGAUCCAGGGUUUCAAUGGAUGGAUGCAUUGUUUUGUUUUUCUAUUGAUGUUGUUUUAAUUAAUGGUUGGGAGCUGCCCAAAGUUUGAUGUAAAAGAUGGGUGGCUAUAUAAAUGUUUUAAAUAAAACAUUUUUUAAAAAUAAAUAAAUAAAAUUAGGAGAAGUAUUUUCAAAACUGAUGAACAAAACCUGCUCUACAAAUAAUAGAAAUGAACAUUCUUUACUAGGAAAGCAAAGCACACAGUUGUGACUCCUCUCAAACUCAGUAGAUCAAAAGUAAAACUAAAAUCUGAGGGUCAGAAAACUCUCAGAAUUAAAAUAGAGAGGGAUAAAGGAAGUAAAUGUGGGGAAAAAUAUACUAGCCAGUGACGUGAAACACAAAAUUAAAUACAAAAGAAAACAAAGGGGGAGGGAAGGGGUAUGAGAUUAUUUAUACACACACCAGAAGUGGUUCUCCUCCAGAUUCCUGCAGGCUGGUCUUGUUGAGUGUUAAAUUGCAAGGGAAACAAGCUGAUUUAGCAAAGUGCAUCAGAAACAUUGUCUCUUACAGCAGCGGGAAGAGUGUGGAAGAGUCUGAAUAUAUACUGUAUCUGUAUAUUCCACCACACAUAUUCCUCCCACCCCCACCCCCACACACAAAAAAGACAGAAAUGGCACACGUGAGAAAAAAGUUUAUUGAGAUUCUGGAAAAAGUCAUGAAAGAAGGAGAGCAGAUGACACCAGAGGAGAUGCUGAUUAUGCAUGAAGGAAUUGCAUACCCGACUGUCUUUUGUAACCCAGAGCAGUUCAAAGCUUUGGAGGCCUUCCAAGCCAGGAGUGACGAUGUAGUUCUAGCAGGAUAUUGCAAAUCUGGCACCAACUGGGUUGGCCAGAUUGUUACUGAUUUAGUAAUAACAUCUGCAAAGAAAUAUGAACCAGAGAAGUUGGAUGAAAAACUUCUGCUAGCGGAAUUUCCAUAUCUCGAAAUAGGAGAUACUGAAAAGUAUAAGAGGAUGGAUACUUAUCCUUCCAGGAGAGUGAUGUUUACUCAUCUCCGUCCUGAUAGAUUCCCACCAUCAAUUUUCCAGAACAAAGCCAAAGUACUGAUGCUGGUUCGAAAUCCAAAAGAUGUUGCUGCAUCUUUUUUCCAUUUUUCAAACAACUUCAGUCCUUAUCCUCCCUAUGAUACAUUUGAAGAGUUCUUCCGAGCUUUAAUGAUAGGAAAAAUGCCCUGGGGAUCCUAUAUAGAGUAUCUUUGUACAUGGAACAAGUAUAUUGAUAAAGAAAAUGUCCUGCCAAUAACAUAUGAAGAGAUAAAAGAGGUACAGUUCAGACAUAUGGGUUCUUAUAUUCAUAAACAGCAAGGAAUGGAAAGACUUAGAGAAAGAAUGAUGUGAGUUUCAAGGUGGAGUAGGAAUUUAAGACCAUAUCUUUCUGGAACAAAUCAGAUCAGAAUUCUAAUCACUGCUAGAUGUGCAGAAUCCAUUCCAGACAACAAUGAAGCUUUCCCAACAUUUCUACCAGAGUACAAGGCACAUGCCAAAAUAUUCUACACUUUCCUUAAAUGCAUUCUAAAGAAACAGUUAAAAAGACCAACUAACUGAAGCUCUUUUACUGGCCUCCUACUCUUAUUACCAAAAUGAUC